AUGGUCGUAGUGCAGCGUCUACAGCCACAAGUUGAUGCCUGUAAUGUAUUGAAGGACAUGCAAGUUGUUAAGAAUAUAAGACGUAAUUCAGAGGGUCCAAGUGAACAGUUGUUACCCGACUUUUAUUGCGAACACACAACUUUGGCAAUGAAUCGUGAGAGGCGAAAACAUGCUCUAAUCAAAUUACUACAAUUGGUAAAAGCUGAUUUGGAACGCGAACGACGUUCACGUAAUGGAUUGAAGGGUCUCUCGCAAUCAUUGAAUAACCAAGAGAAUCAAAAUAUUACCGAUAAAUUGUAUCAUAUUCGUUCAAUGCUAACAUAUUUGGAGGGCUCCCGUUUUAAAUUACAUUCAGCUUUGCUGGAACUGGAUCAUAAGCCACGUACAACGCAUCCUCUUGCGCAACAUAUACAAAUAACACGUGAUCGUACAGGACUACAACAGAGUAUACUGAAAGUACCACUUUGGUUGAAGAACAAUGACAAACUGAAUAAUUCGAAUGUUGAUGAUUCAUUGCGCGACAAUGAAUAUGAUUGCAUCUCACAAGCGAAUACAUCCUCAAAUGUUAGCUGCACUGAUUUAAAUAAGGAUAUGCUGUUAAAGAAAUUUAGUCGUAGUAAGAGCAACAUUGAAACGUUUAGCAUUAACACACAGAUUUGUCUACAAAAUCCAUUAGAAAAAUCGAAAACACUACAAACAAAUAUCGACGAUCCAUACAGUGAUCGUGGACAAGCGGACGGUGGCUCCAAUCAACAAGAUUCUGAUUUUGAUGAGUUCAGUUCACAAGAUGAAGAUGAUGAAAUGACCAAUUCAGGUGGUCGCAAAGAACAUAAAGUGAUAAUUGAGAAAAGUACGAUGCUUGCAAAUGGCAUAAGUAAUGGUGGCAUCACCAGCACUGAACAUCACUAUCAGAAUUCUGCAGAAAUACGCGCGGAGUGCACACAGAUUGCUGCCAAUAAUAAUAUCAAUAUGAAUGCAAAUGAAAUCUCUAGUUCUACAGUAGUAGUUUUAAGUAGAUGUAAGGCUUUAUACAGCUAUACACCAAAAUUAUAUGACGAACUGGAACUAAAUCCUGGCGAUAUUAUAGAAGUCCAUGCCAAACAAGAGGAUGGUUGGUGGUUGGGCGCAUUGCGUAAUCACAUUGGUAUUUUCCCCGCUACAUACGUGGAGGAGUUCGCUUGAAUAAAUUAAAUGGGUCAGUGUUGGCUAAUGACAACAUUGCUUACAGUGGAACAAAUUUAUUAUUUUCAAUGUAAAAUUAAGUGCAGUGGGUUUUCAUUUAAUCUCAUAUAUAUUUAGUGAGGCAAACUGAUAUUUAAAAUUUUAUUUAAUAUAUUUUAUUGCUAAAGCUAGUUUGUCCGCAUUAACGAAAAUUGUCUUCCCAACAACUGCCAAAAGAAUUGCUUUAACAUUACUUGUUACUUGUUACAGCAAAACAAAAUAUUUUAAAUAUUAAUUUUAGAUAUUUUUGAAUUAAAAUUCAAAUAAAUUCCCUGAAUUGUCCAAUAAGUACAACAUAUUUUGAUUAUUAUGUGUACUUAGAACUCUGCACUUGUGCUGUACUUUUGGGUUCUCAUACGACCGUCUCGAUAUGUGGGCGUAAAAGUACAGGAUAUCAGUGCAAUGUUCAUUUUCGCAAUAUUCUACAAGUCUAAGUGUGCAACGCACCAGUAAUUAUAAAAAUGAAUAAUGAAAAUAUCUAAACUAAUUUAUAUUUAUGUAGUCUAAGCAAUAUAAUAUAAACCUCAUGUCCCACAUAUAAGCGAUUUCAGUUUGUAGCAUAUUUUAAGCAUUGAGUAGUUAUAGAAAACGAUUUAAUUGAUAAUUAAUAUUCACUAAAUCCUGUAAAAUGCAAUU
Messenger RNA from Teleopsis dalmanni, 1857 nucleotides. Its product is annotated as nostrin-like. NCBI's taxonomy places the organism in Eukaryota, Metazoa, Arthropoda, Insecta, Diptera, Diopsidae. Gene Ontology annotation, cellular component: plasma membrane; cytoplasm. Bases 1 to 1182 code for a protein of 393 amino acids. The transcript is spliced from 4 exons. The record is from RefSeq and is a predicted model, not a curated record. Gene Ontology annotation, molecular function: protein binding.